Messenger RNA from Thlaspi arvense, 771 nucleotides. The record is from the annotation of a GenBank genome assembly. NCBI's taxonomy places the organism in Eukaryota, Viridiplantae, Streptophyta, Magnoliopsida, Brassicales, Brassicaceae.
AUGGAAUGUUCAGAGAAUUCAAUGAACAUCAUGGAGUACCAAAACGACAAAGAGGUAAUGGAUGUGUUUAACAAGAUUUCACAGCUCUUCCCAGGAAUGACGGAUACUUCAGUUUUGCUCAGAUCAGAGUGGAAUCAGAUCAAAGAUCACGGGACAAGUCACUUAUCGAUGAUAGAUCGCGAGAGGAAUGCUGUCUCGAUGACGAGUACGAUCAACGGUUACUUUGGGGCUUUGAUGCUGUCUCCGAGCACAGGAAUCGUCCUGAACAACGAAAUGGACGAUUUCUCAAUCCCUAUGAGAUCCAUGGGUAACCAAACUGUGCCGCCACCGGCACCGGCUAACUUCAUCCGUCCAGGGAAACGACCGUUGUCCUCCAUGACCCCAACCAUUGUACUCCAGCAUGGUAUAGUGAAAGCUGCCGUUGGUGCAAGCGGAGGGGUGAACAUUAUUGCCGGGACAAUCGAAGUUUAUUUGAAUUAUUUUUUCCUCAAGAGGGAUCCUCUUUCUGCUGUCUUGGCUCCAAGAAUCUACCAUAAGCUGAUACCGAACAUAGUCUCGCAUGAAAAUUGGACGACAGUGUUCAGCGAUCAUUUCGAGGUUCCUAAAGAGACAAGAGUUGUGCUGGAGAAUAAGGGUCAUGUCCUAAUGCCGAUCCCUGGAGGGACGAUUGCUCAGUUCGUAGUUCAAGAAUUUAGUGCAAAUUCAGGUGGAAUGGGUGAGCUUGUGGCGGUAAGUGAUCCAAGGAAAGGAGGGUUCCCUUCAGGAUAUUGA